This is a messenger RNA of Sinocyclocheilus rhinocerous, 1326 nucleotides long. RefSeq lists its product as uncharacterized. The transcript is spliced from 6 exons. Bases 1 to 1227 code for a protein of 408 amino acids. NCBI's taxonomy places the organism in Eukaryota, Metazoa, Chordata, Actinopteri, Cypriniformes, Cyprinidae. The record is from RefSeq and is a predicted model, not a curated record.
AUGGCUGACUGCAAAGAGCUUGUCAUCAGUGAUUCCACAUGGAGUCUGGAGUUCACUCAGAACCUUCUUCCGUCUGCGGAGCGAGCGGAUCUUCCCUAUCAUCUGUCUUACCUGCAUCUGGGAAGUUUCCCAGAGCUGGAGCAUCUGAUCAGAGAACGAGCUCUUGAAACACAACAGCUGUUCAGAUCCUCUGAGGCCAUUCUGCUGAAGUGUGUCAGCACGAGUCACAACCUGGUUUCCUCCCUGUUCCCAAAGCUGAAGUCGGCGGUUGAAAUGAAUAAACCCACUUUGGCUGUGAGAUAUAUGGAGAAAGCCAGAUCAUGGAUUGAUGACACCAUUAGAGCCAUGGAUGACAUGGUGAAGAGGUAUGAACAUCAAAACCGAAGUGUGGCGAUGUGUACAAGUGAUGUGUUUCAAGAACAAAAAGAGACAGAAAAACAACAAACUCAGCACUCUGAGGAGAUGAAGAGUCUGGAGGAGGAUGUAGCUAAGCUCGAAGAGGAGUUCAGAAAAAAUGGCAAAAAUUUAAAGGAAAUGGAGAAAAAAAUGGAAAAAAACUUGGAACUGCAGAAUCAUAUUAAAACUGCAGUUUUUAGAAAAAGCUAUGGUAUGGCUAUCCUGUCUGUCUUAGUGCCAUUUGUUGGACCCCUUAUUAAAUCCAUUUAUGAUACUAUGACUACUCAUGAUGCUGUUGCUCAAACUCAAGCUCUCAACGUUGAACUGUCCCGUCUCACCUCUGAAAAGAGCAAUUUGCAAAACAAACAGUGGGACAUCGUAGUCAAACUGACUGAUCUUCAGCUGCAGCUGGCCACUUCAAGAAUACAGCUGGGUGUGAUUCCUAGUCCCAUCCUCCUGGAGGGCGUCCAGCAGUGUCUUUCUCGAAUCCAACAAAUUCUGGUUCAGCUUCGGAAGUUCUGUGAGAAAGUGCGUACUCUGCUGGACUCACUGAAAGACAAGACCUUUGUUAAAGAGGAUCUCAUUGAGGACCUGAAGGAGGAGUUUCUGACCUCCGUUGAAGCAACAGGAAAGCACUGGCAGAGAUUUGGUGAAUGCUGUCAGAGAGCACAAGGUGUCUUCGGUAUUCAGUCUAAGGAUGCGUAUAAGUUUCUGAAGACCAGUCCGUCUUCACUCUCAAAAGAUGAAUGGAAGGAGCAGUACGAGUCUGUCAUGGAGAAGCUGAAGCAGAUCAGCCCGCAGUAUUCGUCCACAGCCGCCAUCACUGAGUGACACACAGAGAUCUGACGCUUCCUCUCAAACUUUAAAUGCUCCUUAUAACGUAUGCGCAUAUUAAUGCAUACAGCUUCUCUUGUCAUUUUUAUAAUGCUU